Molecule: messenger RNA, 1716 nt
Organism: Nerophis lumbriciformis (worm pipefish)
Lineage: Eukaryota; Metazoa; Chordata; Actinopteri; Syngnathiformes; Syngnathidae
Gene: mettl9
Product: methyltransferase 9, His-X-His N1-histidine
Molecular function (GO): protein-L-histidine N-pros-methyltransferase activity
Source: RefSeq, a predicted model, not a curated record
UAUUUAGCAGUAACACGAGAAGUCCAAGUAUGCGGAAGUGUUUGUUUUGGUGUCACAAGUGUGCUCCAUUGUCUAUUGUCUCGCUACCACACGGCGGUGGGUUGACUUGCUAAGAUGGCGAGUAAACAGUCGCUGCCCUUUUAAAUCCACCACGCCCUCAGAUAUAGUGUCCACAACACAAUGUGUCAUCUACAGCUGAGGACUCUGCUUUUUGGUGCGUGGCUGUUGGCUUACGUCACCUUUCUGCUCUCCAUCAGGAGAAUGUGGACGAUCAAGCACUCUCGGCGUCCACUGGCACGCACACUCUUUGCGAACAUGUUGAACGAAGGCGAAGGAACUGCACUGGAUACUCAGCAGUGGUACCACUGCAGUCCUGAUCUACUGGGUGAGUCUGUGCGACCCCGGUUUGUUCAGAGCCAUCUGGACUUGGGCACCACGGCUUUCCUCAAGCAGAGCGUAGAGAAGUCUACUUGGCUGUUCACUCAACUCUACCAUUCCUUCGUAUCAACUGUUCUCUCGCCUGUGGUGUCACGUACCUCCAUCAAUGGGUUUCUGGGUCGCGGCUCCAUGUUUGUGUUUUCUGUGGAGCAGUUUCAGCGACUUCUCAACAUAGACCCAGGCUGGAAGGCCCUAAGACUCCUGGACCUUGGCGCCGGUGAUGGUGCCGUUACAGAAAUGAUGCGAGGCCACUUCCAAGAGGUUUAUGCCACUGAGAUCUCGCCACCAAUGAAAUGGCAUCUUCAAAGGAGGAAUUUCAGAUUACUGGGUAUAGACGAGUGGCAGCAGAGUGGGCUUCAAUUCGAUGUGAUCAGUUGUCUUAACCUGCUGGACCGCUGCGACGAUCCUUUGCUUCUCUUGCGGGCCAUCCGGCGAUCACUCGUUCCGCACACGGGACGACUCAUCCUGGCCGCUGUUCUUCCCUUCCAGGCUUGGGUGGAAAUCGGAGGGACAUGGCAGCGUCCCAAAGAACACCUGAUCAUACACGGGAAGACGUGGGAGGAGCAAGUCACCAGCCUGUCACGUGACCUUUUCCAAAUGGAGGGCUUUGAGGUGGAGGCAGUGAGCCGCUUGCCGUACAUCUGUGAAGGGGACAUGUAUGAGGAUUACUAUGUUCUGGAUGAUGCAGUGUUUGUCCUGAAGGCCUCUGACACGACUGAAAAAUCACAUCAAUGAUGAACAAAAGCACCAAUUUUGUCAAAAUCAACUCUCUCUGGGUUGGUAGCCAUUGAAAGAACUGACUCAUUGUUUAUUUAUCUCGAAGGAGCUCAGGUUUUACAUUAUGUCAAAUUGUUGUGUGUGUGCGUGCCUGUGUAUACAUACAGUACUGUCUGUUUGCGGAAAGUUGUGGUUCUUUAAGUAUGCGGUUCCUUAUUCUGCAUCAAAUGUGAAAUUAAAAAUGUAUGUAUACAUAUUGUAAAGCCAAAUUGGAAUAAAAAAAUAUUCGUUAUUUUUAUGUUUUUACAUGAUUUAUUCUGUACCGUAUAGUGAACACAUGUAAAGACAUAAAUGAAUCACCGUGGCGUCUAGAAUAAUAAUGUGAACCAAGUCGGGUAUCAAAGUAUCUUUUAGCACAUAAUGGGGACAUAUGGGGUCCAAGACCCAAGUGUCUUUGUGGCGUCUUUUUUUUAAUACUUAUGUGAAAAUGUUUUCCUUUUUUAUAGCGUUAUGUGAAUGUCUGUUGUCACUGCACAAUGCUGCAUUAAAUAAUGCCAAAAA